UGCUCAUGUGAUUUGUGUUUUCAUCACAGAGAAGGUUUGGCAGUUUUUGAACUCUUUAUUUUAACAUUUAGCUUUUAGCGAACAUUAUAUUAUAGAUUCUCGCAGGGUUGUAGCCUAUUCAACAAACUAACGAAGGAUCGCUGUGUGUGUGCAGCUAUGUCCAGCAGUUACCAGAUAGUGGUGCAGGGCGAGGCUUCUGAGACAGACUCUGAUGAUGAAGUGUACAUUACCUCCAUGCCUGCUCCCCAAACUGCCACAAUCGGUGCCAAGGUUCCUGGGGAGGCGUCUGAAACAGACAGUGAGGGUGAGGAGGAGCAGGCGGGCCGAGUCUCCUCACUGAGCCAGGAAAGCGCUCAAAUACUCAGGAGAGACCUGCCUCCUCUUAUCGUAGUUAGAGACCAUCCUGAUAUACAGUCGAUAGUGGAAGACAGGCCAAGUCCCACACACAGGCCACACGGUGACACCCUUUUACAACAGAAACUGCAGGAAUCUAACAGCCGGCUGUAUUCAGAUGUGGGACAGACACUACGGCACGUUUAUGGCAGUGCCAGCAGAGAGGUGCAAAGUGCAACAGGUCAGCUGACGACUUCGCAGGGCGCCAUCAUCAACGCCUCCCACAGCAUCAGAUUAAUCCUGGAUGAUCUAAAGGCUGUGUCCGAGAAAAUUGACAUCAUCACCAGCUGUCAAAUAUUGCCUGAUAUUAACAUCAAUAAUCCAAAUAAUAAUACCGCACCUGUACCUUGAAGAAACAAAUCAAUAUAAGUAUUUAAAAUAUACAUAUCAUUAUGGGUAUAUUUUCAUUGGAUAUCAGGGGUUUUUUGCAUUAGAAAAAGUAACAUGGUGGCUUUACUUUACUGUUUACAAACAAUGCCCAUGCAUAUAAACAAAUACUUAUAUUAACAGCCACACACUUUAUAUGUUUUUAUUUGUCAGGAUCUUCUGUCCUUGUGUCGGGAUAUCUGGAUAUUUCUGUAAAGAGAGGACUUUGUGUUAACCUAUGAUUUGCUGUUGUCUUCCUGGGUUACAUUUUGAUUUUACAUAGGAAUUUUCCCCUGCAUUAAAAAAAAGUAAUAUAACAAAACAAUAUCUCUUAAACCACUGCAGACUAAUUUUUUACAAGUCAUAUCAUUUCAAUCUGUGCAGUACCUCUGCAGGUCCUCUGUAAUAGGUCAGGAAUGCAGAGUUGUACACGUUUUUCAUGCUAUUUUUUAAAUAUGUGUUCAUUUUUCCCCCCUGUAUGUUAAUAUUGUGACAUUAAUGUAAUUCACUAAUAUAAACUGCUUUUGUUGGAAACCUGAA
Centropristis striata (black sea bass) is the source of this 1299-nucleotide messenger RNA. It is a transcript of the gene bloc1s3, whose product is annotated as biogenesis of lysosomal organelles complex-1, subunit 3. NCBI's taxonomy places the organism in Eukaryota, Metazoa, Chordata, Actinopteri, Perciformes, Serranidae. The record is from RefSeq and is a predicted model, not a curated record. Gene Ontology annotation, cellular component: BLOC-1 complex. The transcript has 5 exons. Bases 157 to 744 code for a protein of 195 amino acids.